AUGCCAUUUCCCAGAGUCUCAAUGAGCAAACGAGGCAGGAACGAGUCGAGUAGUGUGGUCGACAACGAGUCGCGCCAGCAGUCCCCGCGGCGUAGCGAGCCAAAUGUCCGUUCUUACAUGCAUCAUCGAUCUCGCCACACGAAACGUGAUGACUUUAUCGCUCUCUCCAGGAUUUCCCCAGUCCUCAAGCGGCACCUGGUGCCCAACUCGAAAUGCAAGUCUACUGCGUGCAAGCAAAUCAUGCACCACUAUGAUUUCAGCCAUCCUGAUGCUGUAUACCAUUUGUCAAGGGCUAUACUGAAGACCACGUAUGGCCUUAACUUCUACCUGCCCUGUGGAUGCCCCAACGAUUCGUGCGAUCCCUCUCUUAGCGCUGAGGGGGCCGGCGAGGAUGGUGACACCCAUCCGGGCGAUGCGGCGCAUAUUGAUGUGAAGCGGUACCUCGCUCCGUCCAUUCCAGGCAGGGCUGACUACCUUCACUACGUAGCGGACCUACUCCACGUCUCUCACAACCUCCCGGACCCACCGCCCGAAGGCACGGAUGCCGCACAUCACGGACCGGCUAACAUAGGCUUUGAAGACAUUCCCAGAGGCCAGAAGGUAAAAGUAUUGGAUGUUGGAACCGGCGCCAACUGCAUAUAUCCGCUGCUCGGGUGCACCGAUUACGGCUGGAGCUUCAUCGCAUCAGAAAUAAAUUCUGAGUCUCUCAACCUCGCGAAGCGCAACCUGACGUCGAAUAACAUCACGGAUAUUGUCGACCUGAGGCACCAAAAGGAGCCUUUGAGGAUGUUCACCGGUAUUUUGCAGCCGGACGAGUUCGUGUAUCUGACUAUGUGCAACCCUCCGUUCCAUGCAAGCCUGGACCGGACCAACUUGAACCCUCGUGUGAGCACCUGCGGAACCAUCAACGAGCUAGUGUUCCAACACGACGACGUGACUACGUUUACCAUCGACGGUGUCGAUCCUCUAAACCUGCAAAAUGUCAGGUUCGGUGUAACGGGUCAGGUUAACUACACCUUUUCAAGCAACCCAAGGGAGAGAGGAGACCUGGCUUUUGUGGAGAUUAUGCUCGUAGAGAGCCGUUUCUUCGCGCACAAUGUGCUGUGGUUCACGUCCCUUGUGGCAAGGCUGUCUACAUUGAAGCGGAUCAAGAGCCAUAUUCAGGCUGACAUGCGUCGGUACCACGCAUCCAACGAAAAACAAGUCGCCUUCCUCGACGCAAGAGCCAGCGACCUGUUGAGGGGUGAAGGUGAUACCUCUGGUUGCGAAGACAAUUUCCACAUCCCUGUGAGCAACUUGCACGUUUGCGAGUUACGGACGUUCACGCUGAGCCAGGGCCGCCAAGCGCGGUGGGUCAUUGCGUGGACGUACUUCAACGCUGAACAGAGAUACAAAAUACUUAAGAAGUUGUACAACUAG
Messenger RNA from Babesia ovata, 1419 nucleotides. Its product is annotated as 23S rRNA methyltransferase. Gene Ontology annotation, biological process: rRNA base methylation. Lineage: Eukaryota; Apicomplexa; Aconoidasida; Piroplasmida; Babesiidae. Bases 1 to 1419 code for a protein of 472 amino acids. Gene Ontology annotation, molecular function: protein binding; 23S rRNA (adenine(1618)-N(6))-methyltransferase activity. The transcript has a single exon. The record is from RefSeq and is a predicted model, not a curated record.